AUGGUGGUGCAUCUCCUGUGGAUCAUCAACCAAUCCGGCCAACUCAUCACCAAGACGGCCUUCACGAGCCCGGACAACAUCGGCGAGCUCGGGGCCAAUCCGGAUAUGCAGUUGACCCUAUCCAGCGUUCUCUUCUCCACCUGCGGUAUGUCGCAGCAACUGACACCGAACGCUGACCCGCUCGACAGCGCCUGCAUGACCCUGAUCGAGUGCAAGGAGCACCACAUCCACGUCUACGAGACGCCGACCUCCGUGAAGUUUGUGCUCGUUUCCGACAACCGCACGAUGGAGUGCAGAGACCUGUUCAAGGAGCUCCACGCCCUGUACGCGGAGUUUGCGACCAAGAAUCCAUUUCACACGGUGGAUGAUGCCGGUAUUGGCCAACCCAUUCGCAUUCCUGCGUUCACUGAAGCUAUCCGGGCAACGGUGGCCAAGUAUCAGCGUGUAUGA
Molecule: messenger RNA, 450 nt
Organism: Leishmania braziliensis MHOM/BR/75/M2904
Lineage: Eukaryota; Euglenozoa; Kinetoplastea; Trypanosomatida; Trypanosomatidae
Exons: 1
Coding region: 1-450 (149 amino acids)
Biological process (GO): endoplasmic reticulum to Golgi vesicle-mediated transport
Cellular component (GO): TRAPP complex
Source: RefSeq, a predicted model, not a curated record